UAUACUUAAAAACACACACACACACGAUUAGGAGUCCCCCGUGUGCACUAGUAAGGCCAGGAGAGAGGAGCGGCAGGUCGGUGCAUUAGUGGCGUUGAACAGAACAUCCGGGAUGGCUGGAAGGAGACGAGGCCGAGGCAGCAACGUCCAGCAACAACAGGCCCAACAGAGGCAGAGAGGAGGCCCUCGUGGGGCUCUUCGGGAGCCAGCUGCUUUUGCCAAGUCUACAGGUUGUGAUUCAGAGAUUCCCCACGAAAAGUUGACCAUUGCCCAAGCCCGAAGAGGCACACCAGCUCAACGUCCGGUGAGAAUCUAUGCUGAUGGUAUCUUUGAUCUUUUCCAUUCGGGGCACGCUCGGGCCCUGAUGCAGGCCAAUGUGUUUCCAAACACCUACCUGAUAGUCGGAGUCUGCAGCGACGAGCUCACCCACAAGUUAAAGGGCUACACGGUGAUGUCCGAGGAUGAACGCUACGACGCCCUGAGGCACUGUCGUUACGUUGACGAGGUGGUGCGUGAUGCUCCCUGGACCCUCUCCACAGAGUUCCUCAAGAAACACAAGAUUGACUUUGUGGCCCAUGAUGACAUCCCUUACACCUCUGCUGGAUCAGAGGAUGUUUAUAAACACAUCAAGGAAGCAGGGAUGUUCGUGGCCACUGAGAGGACAGAAGGAAUCUCCACAUCUGAUCUGAUCACUCGUAUUGUCCGAGACUAUGACAUCUAUGCUCGACGCAACCUGCAAAGAGGCUACACAGCACGAGAACUGAAUGUUGGGUUCAUUAACGAGAAGAAAUACCGGCUCCAGGAACAGGUGGACAAGAUGAAAGAGACGGUCCGUACGGUGGAGGAAAAGUCCAAACACUUUGUCUACAGAGUGGAAGAGAAGAGCCAAGACCUCAUCCACAAGUGGGAGGAGAAGUCGCGAGAAUUCAUUUGCAACUUCCUGGAGCUUUUUGGACCUGAUGGGGCCUGGCAUGCUAUUCAGGAGCGCAGUGGCCGAAUGAUCCAGGCCCUGUCACCGUACUCUUCACCCCGAGGCUCCCCCAGCAGCAGUCCCACCAGAAGACGCUCAGCUUCUCCCGGCUCCUCAGCUGCCUCUGCAUCCUCCUCCUCUAUCUCCCCUCCUUCCUCCCCCUCCUCAACGAAAAAGGCCACUCGCUCCUCUCUCAAGGCGGCCUCCACAUAAGCUCAUCAUGAUUUGGUGAUUCUUUGUUGGUCUUCAAACAGACUAUUGGUUAUUAAUCUAAGGAGGCUGGUAAUUUAAGUGAAGAAAUAAAAAGGAAGAACUUUAUUCUGGUUUAUUGUGCAAUCUAUCAUAAUUUACAUAAUGUUUCUUCACUUAAAAGAAAGGAAAUUAACAUUUAAAUGUUGUUUUGAUGUUAUUCCUCUUCUAUCAUUUGUUACUCUUUGACAUGUCUAGUAUCUUAAUAGAUAACACACACUCGCCUUUAUAGAAGUCUGUUAUUGAGUAAUAAAUUAUAUUAAUUUAAGACUGAGUAAUAAUCAACCCAAAUGUCCCUGCCAUUCAAUGUCCUAGUUUACACGCUUCCUGUAAAUGUGGGAGGUGGCUGAAGAUAAGUUCACCAUAUCAACAUAAAUGGGAAUGAUAUGGCAAAGUUGUGUUC
This is a messenger RNA of Anoplopoma fimbria (sablefish), 1622 nucleotides long. RefSeq names its product choline-phosphate cytidylyltransferase B-like. Lineage: Eukaryota; Metazoa; Chordata; Actinopteri; Perciformes; Anoplopomatidae. The record is from RefSeq and is a predicted model, not a curated record. Gene Ontology annotation, biological process: CDP-choline pathway. Gene Ontology annotation, molecular function: choline-phosphate cytidylyltransferase activity; phosphatidylcholine binding.